Messenger RNA from Kogia breviceps (pygmy sperm whale), 3108 nucleotides. Lineage: Eukaryota; Metazoa; Chordata; Mammalia; Artiodactyla; Physeteridae. The record is from RefSeq and is a predicted model, not a curated record.
CUUUUUAGAUUAAUCGGUCCCAUUUCCCGUCCUCCUAAUUCGGCCCUGGCCUUACUCGUAUCUCAACAGAGGACCGCGGACUUCAUUUCCGCCACCACCCCUACUUCCGGAAUCUCCGGAAGCGGCCCGUUGCCACGGCGACUGUGUACACAGCCCGGCAGCAGAGCUUGCUGGGUUUCUGUAGCUGCUAAUGCAGUGGUCGGGCUGCGGAAGGGCUCCAGCCUCCGGAGCAUAGUGACCGAAGAUGCACCCACAUAUGGAGAUUCCGCCACCCUCUGACUUCCAGUCAUGACCAUCACCACCAAUCACCAUUUCUUAAGCACCUGCUCUGUGCUGGGCACUGUUCCAGACUUUGAGGGGGGAUUCAAAAGAAAUGAAAGGCACAGUCCUGUCCCUCAAACAGCUUGUAAUUUAAUUUGGGAGGUGAAACCCACUCAAAUGAUGUGGCAUAAAAACGGUAACAAGCAUUAUUUCACUACAAUGGGUACUAGGAAAAAAGUUCAUGCGUUUGUCCGUGUCAAACCUACUGAUGACUUUGCUCAUGAAAUGAUCAAAUAUGGAGAUGACAACAAAACCAUUGAUAUUCACUUGAAAAAAGAUACUCGGAGAGGAGUUGUCAAUAACCAGCAGACAGACUGGUCAUUCAAGCUGGAUGGAGUUCUCCAUGAUGCCUCCCAGGACUUGGUUUAUGAGACAGUCGCAAAGGAUGUGGUUUCUCAAGCCCUCAAUGGCUAUAAUGGCACCAUCAUGUGUUAUGGGCAGACGGGAGCUGGCAAGACAUACACCAUGAUGGGGGCAACUGAGAAUUACAAGCACCGGGGGAUCCUCCCUCGUGUCCUACAACAGGUUUUUAAGAUGAUCGAAGAACGCCCCACACAGGCCAUCACUGUGCGUGUUUCCUACCUGGAAAUCUAUAAUGAGAGCCUGUUUGAUCUCCUGUCCACUCUGCCUUACGUUGGAUCCUUGGUCACACCUGUGACCAUCGUGGAAAGUCCUCAGGGGGUCUUCAUUAAGGGCUUGUCGGUCCACCUCACAAGUCAGGAGGAGGAUGCGUUCAGCCUCCUUUUUGAGGGAGAGACCAACAGGAUUAUAGCCUCCCACACAAUGAACAAGAACUCAUCUAGGUCACACUGCAUUUUCACGAUCUACGUGGAGGCCCAUUCGCGGACCUUAUCAGACGAAAAGUACAUCACUUCCAAAAUUAACUUGGUGGAUCUAGCAGGCUCUGAGAGGCUGGGGAAGUCCGGGUCUGAGGGCCGAGUCCUGAAGGAAGCCACCUACAUCAACAAGUCGCUGUCAUUCCUGGAGCAGGCCAUCAUUGCCCUCGGGGACCAGAAGCGAGACCACAUCCCCUUCCGGCAGUGCAAGCUCACCCACGCCCUGAAGGAUUCCUUAGGGGGCAAUUGCAAUAUGGUCCUUGUGACAAACAUCUAUGGAGAAGCCGCCCAGUUAGAAGAGACGCUGUCUUCACUGCGAUUUGCCAGCAGGAUGAAGCUGGUCACCACUGAGCCUGCCAUCAACGAAAAGUAUGACGCUGAGCGAAUGGUCAAGAACCUGGAGAAGGAGCUGGCACUGCUCAAGCAGGAACUAGCCAUCCAUGACAGUCUGGCCAACCGUACCCUUGUGAACUAUGACCCCAUGGAUGAAAUUCAGAUUGCCAAGAUCAACUCCCAGGUGCGGAGGUACCUGGAGGGAACGCUCGACGAGAUUGACAUAAUCAACCUCAGACAGAUCCAGGAGGUGUUCAACCAGUUCCGGGUGGUUCUGAGCCAACAGGAACAGGAAGUGGAGUCCACUUUGCGCAGGAAGUACACCCUCGUAGACAAGAAUGACUUUGCAGCCAUCUCUGCUGUCCAGAAGGCAGGGCUCGUGGACGUUGAUGGCCACCUAGUGGGCGAGCCUGACGGACAAGGCUUUGGACUCGGAGUCGCCCCUUUCUCCACCAGACCCGGGAAGAAAUCCAAGCCCAAGAAGAUGUUCAAAGAGCAGCUCAGCUCCUUGGCAAGAAAGGAGGGUGCCAGCAGCCCUGUGAGUGGCAAGGACUUGGAUGCUUCCACCUCCAAGACCCAGUUGACCCCAUCCUCCAAGGAUGGAGAUGUCAAAGACAUGCUUCUGCAGGACCAGGAGACCUCCAGUAUUGAGCCCCUUGCCUCGGAAUCCCCAAAGGAGGAAUUACGCCCACCCAGGCCCAGCACCCCACCCACCAAGCCUGUGGCCUUUGAGGACUUUAAGAAUGAACGGGGUAGUGAGAUCAACCGCAUCUUCAAAGAAAACAAAUCCAUUUUGAACGAGCGGAGGAAAAGGGCCAGCGAGACCACACAGCGCAUCAAUGCCAUCAAGCGGGAGAUCGACGUGACCAAGGAGGCACUAAAUUUCCAGAAGUCACUACGAGAGAAGCAAGGCGAGUGUGAGCAGAAGGGGCUGAUGAUCAUUGAUGAGGAAGAAUUCCUGCUGAUCUUGAAGCUUAAAGACCUCAAGAAGCAGUACCGGACAGAGUAUCAGGACCUACAGGACCUCAGGGCUGAGAUCCAGUACUGCCAGCACCUGGUGGAUCAGUGUCGACAUCGCCUGCUCACGGAAUUUGACAUCUGGUACAAUGAGUCCUUCUUUAUCCCUGAGGACCUGCAGGCAGCACUGAAGCCAGGUGGCAGCAUCCGGCCAGGCAUGAUGCCUCUCAGCAGGAUUGUGUCUCUGGGAGAAGAUGACCAGGACAGGUUCAGCCGGCUGCAGCAGACGAUGCUGCCAGAGGGCCCUGAUUCUGUCUCCUUCUACAAUGCCAAAGUCAAGACAGAACAGAAGCACAAUUAUUUGAAAACUAUGAUGGGCCUCCAGCAGACACACAGAAAAUAGGGACUCACUGCCAGUGCAUUGAAGGACGAAACCCCCAGCUACUCCUGCCUGCUCUAGAGGCACUGCCAAAGCACCUGCCCAGACUCCAGUCCCUCUGCUCCAGGCCUGGGCGCAGCCCAGAGAACACACAAUGGCCUGCCUACCAGGAGGAACAGCCUUCAAAGGACACCUUCGAAUACCUUCACAGAACACUUUUGGUUUUGAUUCACUGUCUUAUAUGCAGGGACAGGAUAAAAUAACUUUCUAGUUUGGCUUUCA